Molecule: messenger RNA, 1760 nt
Organism: Rhopalosiphum maidis (corn leaf aphid)
Lineage: Eukaryota; Metazoa; Arthropoda; Insecta; Hemiptera; Aphididae
Product: oligoribonuclease, mitochondrial
Exons: 6
Coding region: 376-1008 (210 amino acids)
Cellular component (GO): mitochondrion
Molecular function (GO): nucleic acid binding; 3'-5'-RNA exonuclease activity
Source: RefSeq, a predicted model, not a curated record
UAAAUUGUGGUUGUCUCUGAGACUGACCGGUGACCACUGACCGGUACUUGUGUUGUCCAGUGAUAUAAUAUAGCCUGUAUUAAAUUGUAAAAAUUCAUACCGUCUUUUCAAUCUUUUUAAACAUCCCAGUUCGAUUCAUUCAGAGUCAUUCAAAUUUCACUCGUUUACACCAUGCAAUUAAUUCAAUUCUUUAAUAUAGUCACAGGCCAACCAUAUUCUCAUCUAUAAUUUUUUCAUUUUUUACAUUAUUAAUUGCACAUUUUUCAAUAUAAUGCAUAGUACUAAAUCGAAUGUAUCUUAUUUAGCUUGUUAAUUUUAUUAAUACUGUCCAGUAGAGUAAAUUUAUUACACAAGUUAUUUGAUAAAUUUGUGAAUAUGUUAAAAUUCAAUAAUUUAAUUAAGCAAUUGAAAACGAUAAAUAAUUUAAAUUUAACAAGAAAAAUGAACACCAAUAUAAAUUCUAAAUUAUAUCAUGAACAUAACAUUGUAUGGUUCGACGGUGAGAUGACUGGAUUGGACUAUAAUCACCAUACCUUGAUCGAAGCAGCUAUAAUUAUUACUGAUAAACAUUUAAACAUUUUAGCUGAGAGUCCAAAUAUUAUUAUACAUCAAUCAGAUGAAGUGUUAGAAAACAUGGAAGAUUGGCCCAAAAACCAACAUACAUUGAGUAACUUAACUGAAAAUGUUAGAAAGAGCAAUAUAUCAAUUGAACAAGCUGAUCAAAUGUUAUACGACUUUAUCAAACCAUUUACUCCUAAAGGUGUAUGUCCAUUAGCUGGUAAUUCAAUUUACAUGGAUAGAACUUUUAUUAGAAAAUAUAUGCCAAAACUCGAAAGUCAUUUAAGUUAUAGAUUAAUAGAUGUGUCUACUCUAAAAGAGUUGUUUAAGCGCUGGAAACCUGAAUUAGCAGAUGAAGCUCCAAAAAAAUUACUUCAGCAUAGAGCUCUUGAUGACAUCAAAGAAAGUGUUCAAGAGCUCAAAUUCUACAAAAGCUGUUUAAAGUUAUGACUUAUGAUGAAAUAAAUAAAAUUUGCACCAAAACAAGCAUCAUUAAAUAGAAAAAGAAAAUGCUUAGUGCAUUGAACUUUCACACCUAAUUAUAGUAAUAUAAAAUCUAUUAAUAAGAUUAAAUGAUAACCUGAUCUUUACUGAAUUAUAUUGUCAUUUAUCAUUAAUUCUUUUGCUGCAUAAAACAACUAUACAUGGCGGAAUGUAUUCAGAGGAUGCCACGCCCACAUGUGUUCUCUCCGUCAUACAAACGUAGAACAUAGAAAAAAUUGUUUUGCAUGGGAAAGAACAGAGGCUAGUCAUAACUAUGAAAUGUCAUUUUUAUUUUUUUAAUAUAGGAACUACAAAAAAACUUAUUCAAGUUCAAAAAUAAUGGAUUUUAAAUUAAUAAGAACUUUUUUUCAUAUAAGUAAUAUAUAAAGAAUAAAAAAACGAUAUUUCAUGGAUUAUGUUCUCAAUUAUAUUUUGUAUCAAUUUGAUGUCUUAAAACUUUUAACUAUCUCUACAGCCUGAAUGGUUCUAUCGCACGCAAAACAAUUUUUACUAUGUUUUGCAUAUGUAAGACAGAGACUACAUAUGCGUGUGUAGCUUCCCUUUAACAGAUAUAAACAGAUAUUGGUGUUAAGCCAUAUUUAUUUUUGUUUAUUCUUGCACAGAUGAUGACAUGAGAAUUAUUGUUCAAUAAUGUUAAUGAAUUCAUGUAUACCUUUGUAACCAGUUAUACUACUAUUAAAAUACUCUAUUAAAGUAAA